Molecule: messenger RNA, 1151 nt
Organism: Neodiprion fabricii
Lineage: Eukaryota; Metazoa; Arthropoda; Insecta; Hymenoptera; Diprionidae
Exons: 4
Coding region: 11-757 (248 amino acids)
Source: RefSeq, a predicted model, not a curated record
CUCUGAAAAAAUGGCUCAUUGGGUUCGCUAUCUUCACUUGCAGCAAGCUGUGCUGAUGCUCUUUAUUUCAAACGAAUGCUUGCUGAUUGGAGUCAAGAGCGGCGCAUUGAAAUACGUGGAAUCCCGGAUCAACUGGGAGAAACAGAUUUCGGAUCAUGGGGAUCGUAUGCGUCAAUUUUCACCGCUCGUCGAACCAUCUCCGGACCGAUCCUUGGCUCGCCAAUACCUGGUACCAUCGAAAUCGCAAAGGCAGAUGGAACCCCAUACGCAAAACUCAGAAAAGACAUCCAAGAAAACUCACGAACCUGAGUCCCGCUCUCUCGGUACACAUUCUAUCUUUGGCCGAAUGUCACCGCAUGACUUUGAACGGUAUCGCUUAGAUCAGUCACAGCGAUCGCGUGCCAUGACCCAGCGGCUGAGUUCUCUCAAUAGAAACGAGCAGAACCAUUUCGAACGACAAACUGACACCCCUAGUGAGCCUCCACCGGAAAAAAUUGUUCCCCCGCUUUUCCCAGCAUCUGUUCAUCCCAAACCACCAUUCUUCGUUCGCCGAAUGCCAAGCGAUGAAUUCCGUGACGCCAUCGACAGGAGACAAUUGUUCGAUCCCAAUAAUCCUGGAAUUAUCGACAACCCCGGAACCCGUCCACCACCGGAAUCUCUGAAGGAAUGGCUCAAGUAUCCGUUGUCGGAUGAGGAAUAUUAUCAGCAAGUAGGCUUGAUACCGGGUGGCAUAUUUCCGGCAGGCUCAAGUCGCUAGUACAAUGGGCAAACCAGUAUAAGAGCCACGGGAACCGGAAGUUAUUAGUCUACGAUUUGGGAGACGUAUGGACUCUCAUUAUUUUUUCAAGUUCAUCGUGCUAAGUAUGAACGUAUGAAACUGUUCAGAUGAUUAGGUUAUGGUCGGUGUAAUGGUGCUACACCGAAUGAUAUAAUGAGAAAGAAUUUUGUGGCUGCAGCGUUAUUCUUGAAAAAAUAUAAAAUGAAAAAAACAUAAGCGAAAAACGUUUUGUCGCGUUGUAUCAUUCCUGAUUUUGCUUUAAUCUGACGGCCAAUAAUUGCACACGAUUAACAUGGUAUGGAGAAUAAUUAAUACAGGAAAAACUUGUGUAUCUUGAGUUACAAAUUAAAUAGAAUUGCCGGUAUGAACACUC